Molecule: messenger RNA, 1489 nt
Organism: Chara braunii
Lineage: Eukaryota; Viridiplantae; Streptophyta; Charophyceae; Charales; Characeae
Source: the annotation of a GenBank genome assembly
CUCGCGCAGUGGUCAGCGGCUGCCAAGGGUAAUGUCCACAGUCACCUGGAAUGGAGCCACGCAAUGCUGUGGCCCGGCGUCCCAGAGGAGCUGGCAAGAACCAUCGCAUGUGCACGGCGUUUCGGGUCGCCGGACCAUACCAUGUCUUCGCUGACGCCUUCUGGGCACGGACCAUGCCACGGCAUGGUCCGGCGCCUCCGGGACGCCGGACCACGGCACGGUGUCGUCCUGGGGGCGUUGUCAAUUCGGGGACGGUGGACCAUGCCAUGCUGUGGUCCGGCGGCCCGGGGACGGCGGACCAUGCCAUGGUAUGGUCCGACGGUUCCGGGACGCCCGACCAUACCAUGGUAUGGUCCGGCGGCUCGGAGACGCCGGUCCAUGCCAUGCUAUGGUCCUGCGGGCUCGGGGACGGCGGACCAUGCCAUGGUACGGUCCGGUGGACCGGGGAUGCCAGACCGUGCCAUGGCAUGGUCCGGCGGCUCGGGGACGCCGGACAAUGCCGUCGUAUGGUCCGGCGGCUUGGGGACACCGAACCAUGCCGUGGUAUGGUUCAACGGCUCCACUGCGCCGGACCAUGUCACGGUAUGGUCCGGAGUCCCCGAGCCGCCGGACCAUACCAUGGCAUGGUCCGCCGUCCCUCAGCCAAUCGACCCUGCCAUGGCAUGGUCCGGGGUCCCUGAGCCGCUGGACCCUGAGCCGCCGGACCAUACCAUGGCAUGGUCCGCCGUCCCUGAGCAGCCGGACCAUACCAUGGCAUGGUCCGCCGUCCCCGAGCCAAUCGACCUUGCCAUGGCAUGGUCCGGGGUUCCGAAGCCGCUGGACCCUGCUGUGGCAUGGUCCGGCGUCCCCGAGGCACUGCACCGUACCACGUCAUGGCCCGGCUUCAACCUAAAUUUGAACGUGCCACGUCCGGGUGCUGGGGAGUGCAAUUGCAAGGUGGUGCCCAAAAUGAUAGACCAUGCGAUCGUGCGGUGGGACCCGCGCUGCAGGACCCAGGCUGAAGGACCGUGUCACCGCAUGGCAACGCAAGGGAUGAAGGACAAUGUCGUGUCAUGGUUUGGUCCGGCGUCCUCUGUGUUACGAAGGAGGGCGCGGGACAAAGGGCGUCAUUGGCUUCGUCGGUGCCGGGCUCCAGGACCCGGGGUGCCGGACCGUGCUGCGGGGCCAUGCCAUUUUGUGGUAGGACCCGGGGUGCAGGACCGCGUUAGUGCAUGCCAACACUAGGGAUGAAGGACCCGCGCUGCAAGACCCAGCCUGAAGGGUCGUGCCAUUGCAUGUCAACACUAAGGAUGAAGUAACAUGCCAUGUCAUGGUGUGGUCCGGCGUCCUCUGUGUUACGGAGGAGGAUGUGGGACCGUGGCAGUGCAUGGCAAAGUGCGGGGCAAAGGACGCCAUUGCAUGGUAGAACCCCCGCUCCAGGACCCGGGGUGCCGGACAGUGCUGCAUGGCCAUACCAUUUCCGUGGUAUGGUCCUGCGCCUCCGGAACGC